Molecule: messenger RNA, 2033 nt
Organism: Peromyscus eremicus (cactus mouse)
Lineage: Eukaryota; Metazoa; Chordata; Mammalia; Rodentia; Cricetidae
Gene: Gdnf
Product: glial cell derived neurotrophic factor
Exons: 2
Coding region: 27-665 (212 amino acids)
Biological process (GO): peripheral nervous system development; positive regulation of branching involved in ureteric bud morphogenesis; negative regulation of neuron apoptotic process
Molecular function (GO): growth factor activity; glial cell-derived neurotrophic factor receptor binding; receptor tyrosine kinase binding
Source: RefSeq, a predicted model, not a curated record
GUGCCGCCGCUGGACGGGAUUCUAAGAUGAAGUUAUGGGAUGUCGUGGCUGUCUGCCUGGUGUUGCUCCACACCGCGUCCGCCUUCCCGCUGCCCGCCGGUAAGAGGCUUCCCGAGGCGCCCACCGAAGACCGCUCCCUUGGCCACCGCCGCGCGCCCUUCGCUGCGCUGACCAGUGACUCCAAUAUGCCUGGAGAUUAUCCUGACCAGUUUGAUGACGUCAUGGAUUUUAUUCAAGCCACCAUUAAAAGACUGAAGAGGUCACCAGAUAAGCAAGUGGCAGCGCUUCCUCGAAGGGAGCGGAACCGGCAGGCCGCAGCUGCCAGCCCAGAGAAUUCCAGAGGGAAGGGCCGCAGAGGCCAGAGGGGCAAAAAUCGGGGGUGUGUCUUAACUGCAAUACACUUAAAUGUCACCGACUUAGGUUUAGGCUACGAAACCAAGGAGGAACUGAUCUUCCGGUAUUGCAGCGGCUCCUGUGAUGCGGCCGAGACAACGUAUGACAAAAUAAUAAAAAACCUGUCUCGAAGUAGAAGACUAGUGAGUGACAAAGUAGGCCAGGCCUGUUGCCGGCCGGUCGCGUUCGACGACGACCUGUCGUUCUUAGACGAUAACCUGGUUUACCAUAUUCUAAGAAAGCAUUCCGCUAAACGGUGUGGCUGCAUCUGACUCCGGCUCCAGAGACUGCUGUGUAUUGCAUUCCUGCUACAAGUGCACGGAAAGGGACCAAGGUUCCCAGGAAAUGUUUGCCCAGAACGGAAGAUGAGGACCAAGGAGGCGGAGGCGGAGAAGGAAGAAGAGGGAGAGGAGGAAGAGGCGGAAGAAGGCAUCCAUCGUGGGAGCCUGGUAGAAGAAGGCCCAGCUACAGAAAACUGGAUAGGAGUGAGAACAGCCGUCUGAGCACUCCAGGAUGGCAGGUGACGUCACCAGAAGCUCAGGGCUGGUGUCCCUGCUUAGCUGUUGCCAGCGUUUAUCUGAUACAGGCCAUGGUCACCGAUCGCGGUCCGAGUCGCGGAUGCAUGCGAAGAACCAAGCCAGCCAGCGUAUCUCCUGUGGUUCGUUAUCACGUGUCUGAAGACACCCGGGGGGGGAAAUGUGAUGAUUCUGGUGUCACCUCUUGUCACUACGUUUUACUGAUGAAAAUAAGAAAGCUGUAUUUUCCUGUCACUCAACGGAUUCACACCCUGGAAAGGAGAGGGGAAGGGGGACGGAAGCAGAGGCGCAGAGAGAUCAUACCCUUUGAAAACUGAGGCCUGAGGCUUACUACAUCCAGCGUCGGGGGGCGGGAGGGAUGCUUGGUGGUUGGUUUUGAACACAGUGUAUGGAGUAAGGGAGAAGUUAGCUAGGGACCCAAAAGGCUGUCCUCUUGCUUAAAAACAAACCAGAAGGCAUUUCCUUGAUGUCCUCGGACACAGGAAGCAAGUUGUGGUUAUCGGCAGCAUUCUCCUAGGAGAGCUAGUGCGGAAGGCCCCCCGGCUGCCCCCAGCCAGGGAGACCUCGGGGCUUGUCGGUUUACAGGGACUGACGUUGCAUACACAGCUCUGUUUAUGCGUGGUCACCAGUGACCAGAGAAGCUACUCGAUGCAAUGCAUCUGUUUCAAAUACAGAGAUAUAGAGAAGAUAUUUAUUGAGAUUUAAGUUAUUGUUAUUUAUUACCAUUCACUAAUGAAUUUCUCUCUUCUUCCCUUAUUUAUUAAAGUCUCUUUUCAAAGGUGCCAAAGUAUAUGUGCUCACAAAAUACAAAAAAAAAAAAAGUGACAAAAGGAAAUACUAAUUGGGAACAAGGGUCCAUGCUCUUCAAAGUAUUAAAAGGGUUUUCGCUAGGCAAAAAUCACUUACUUUACCUUUAUAAGACAAUCCUUCACUAACUGCCCCAGAUUUCCCCCUCUUUUUGCGGACAGGGUCUCCUGUGGCCUAGGUUGACCUUGAACUUACUCCUUGGUCAAGGGUGAGCUUGGCUUUCUGAUCCUCUGACUUCCUGUGGUGUUGGAAUCUCAGACACCACACCAUAGCUCCAUGAGGGAUGGAAUUCAGGGC